This is a messenger RNA of Candidula unifasciata, 412 nucleotides long. Lineage: Eukaryota; Metazoa; Mollusca; Gastropoda; Stylommatophora; Geomitridae. The record is from the annotation of a GenBank genome assembly.
GAUGUUCGAAAACGUCAGCGGUAUGUUGCAGCAGUUUUCCAAAUUCAAAGGCAAAGGUCAAGGUCACCUGGAAGUGAUGCCAGAGUUCAACGCGCAUGCUCAGGCCAUUGUCAUGACCAUAGAAUAUUUGAUCUUCAUUGAUCAACCGGGACGUUUUAAUAGAAAAGUUACCGACCUUGUCAGGUCACAUAUAAACAGAAGCAACAGCCCCGCUGGAUCACAGCUAUUUCAGCAACUGAGAGACAAGAUACACAUUUUUGUUGAACAAGAGCGAGCUGUGGCUCCUUCCAGUGUAGAAUCACAAGUGUGGAUCAAGUUCUUUACCGUCAUUGUGAACAUCUGCAAGAGGGAAGAGAGGAACCAGUCCUGCAGCCGUGUUUUAUGUGCAGUUUGCUGUUGUACAAAAAGAUGA